Molecule: messenger RNA, 804 nt
Organism: Geodia barretti
Lineage: Eukaryota; Metazoa; Porifera; Demospongiae; Tetractinellida; Geodiidae
Source: the annotation of a GenBank genome assembly
AUGUUGCUGCCCGGUUCAAUCAGUGAUGCGGGUUGGAACGCUUUGGCCUACGAAGGACUCAAAGCGAUUGAAAAACAACUCGGUGCGGAAAUCAGCCACGCUGAGACCCGAACCCCAACAGAUCAGGAAGAACAAUUUCGGGCAUACGCACUCGACGGUUACCACAUGGUGUUUGGACACGGAUACGAGUUUCAAGACCCGGCGAAAGCGGUCGCACCGGAUUUUCCAGAGACGAUUUUCAUUACGUCAUCCGGUGGUACGAUCACCGAUAACAUCUCACCCGUCAACUUUCGUGUUGAGCAAGCUGCCUAUCUGUUAGGGAUGAUCGCAGGUAUGAUGACCGAUACAAAUAAACUUGGUGUCAUGGGGGGUCAGAACAUCCCAUCUGUCAAUAGCACGUUUAUGGCGUUCGAAGGUGGCGCAAAAAGUGUGAAUCCUGAAGUAGAGCGGGACUCGGUGCUUUUGAGGCGGCUGAAACUCGCUCAAAAAGAGGGAAAAACUGUAUACACGUUCGGCGCGAACCGUGACAAGAGCGAUAUAUCCCCCACAACCGUGAUUGCCAAUGCUGUGAUUACACCGAACGCUUUUGUGAAAAUUGCUGAGAUCAUUAAGAAUGGCGAGUUUAAACCACAAAUCUAUACAUUCAGCAUGCUAACGGACGAGGCAAUCACUCUCACCUACAACCCCGCAUUGAAGGAUAAGGUGCCAGAGGCGGUGCAAAAAGCCGUUGAAGAUGCCAAAGCCAAAAUCCUUGCUGGUGAGUUGAAGGUGCCACAAAUCGACUUCUCCGAAAAGGAAGAUUAA